Rhopalosiphum padi (bird cherry-oat aphid) is the source of this 3675-nucleotide messenger RNA. RefSeq lists its product as uncharacterized. The record is from RefSeq and is a predicted model, not a curated record. The coding region runs from base 436 to 3675 and encodes 1079 amino acids. NCBI's taxonomy places the organism in Eukaryota, Metazoa, Arthropoda, Insecta, Hemiptera, Aphididae. The transcript is spliced from 3 exons. Gene Ontology annotation, molecular function: nucleic acid binding; catalytic activity; zinc ion binding.
UUUGAAGUGCAUCAAAGUGAUCAAUGAGAAUAGCAUCACCAGCAUCCAUUCUAAAAUCUAACAAGUCAUGGAAAUUGCCUUCAUUUGAAUGUUUACCUCUUAGUGCUAUGUCAUGUGUUCCGCAAUAAACUAUUGUUUUUAUAAUUGAUACUAAUUUCAAGCGGUUUUCUUCAAUAAGUUUUCGGCUAGCACCAUUUAAUUGUUCUGUCACAUCUUUCUUUUUUAACGUUUGAAUAUCAUGAAAAAACUUUGCUGCAGCCGUGGAUUCACUAUGCCAUCUACUCUCAGUAUGCUUUUUAGCUUCUUCAUGGAUUUGAUAAAACUUUUUAAAACUGCGUAUAAUGAAUACUCCACAGUCGCGAUAAGUCAACCAUCGAAGCAAGUCGUUCGUUAAUUGUCGCUCCGUAUCUACGUUUUGCUAUCGCCUUUUGUAUAAUGCCGGCGUCGUCUUCGGGCGGCGACGACAAUCGUCCGCACGCUCUUAACAAUUCAGUCGGUAAAAUAAAAAAAGCACCAAAUGCUUCCAGACCACACAACACGGAUCAGGAAUGGACCACCAAGACAAGUAAAAAAGCAUCUCAAUCUAAGAAGGUAUCAACUCCAACUAGCCCUAUAUCUCCCACUCUACAGCAGAUUAAAAAUAAUCCACCAGUAUUAAAUAUGCCCAACAAUACAUUCGAUUACGACAUUUCGUUAUCUCAUUCUACUAAUGACACGGCCUCUAAUAAUAUGAAUAUAGAUAUAGAUUUAUCGCAUUCUACAACCGAUCACGCUAAUGUUCCCGUUUCCGCAAAUACAACAUACACCGCUGAUAUUUCAAACACUAAUAUAAAUUACGAUUCCAACGAUAUACAGUCCUUACGUAAUUCCGAACAACUUAAUAAAUUUUUCUCCGCGGAUUAUAACGGUCCGUUCACUACCAUUGCGGAACAUUCAGAUAUCAACCUAAAAAUUGAUCACUGGCACCCGUUAAAAUAUGCAAAAAUUUUUUCCACCAAUUUCAUUGGCAUCAACAACAUCAAACCAAUUGGUCAUAAAAAAAUCAAAAUCACCUUCAAUACUAAAGUUUCAGCCAACAACUUUCUCACCUCCCCUCUACUCGCAAACAUUGGAUUUACAGCAUAUAUUCCAUCUACGCUUAUCUACUCUUUCGGAAUUAUCAGAGUCGAUAGUUCCCUAACCGAAGAAGAUUUCUGGGAAGGACUUGAUAACACAGUCCGCGCUAUUGCCUUCAAACGCAUUUCAAUCAAAAAGGAUAAUGUCCUAACGCCUACUCGUGUCGUGGAAAUAAAAUUUUUAUCCCCCAAAAUCCCAGAUGCCGUAUCAAUUUACAACGUCAUUUUCAAAAUUUCUCCUAGCGUCCGUUCUCCCAUACAGUGCAAUAACUGUUUGCGAUUUGGCCACACGGCUAAAUUCUGUCGCAGUAAAUCCAAAUGCAGCCACUGUGGCUUAAAUGACCAUUCAUUAACUACUUGCCCUUCAAUCAACGCAACAGAUCCAGUUUGCAUCUUCUGUAAACUCCCCCACCUCUCCACUGACCGGAAUUGCCAAGAGUGGUCAUUCCAAAGGGAUGUUAAGAAAAUUAUGGCUACGGAAAACUUACCCUUCCGCGAAGCAGUCUCUCUCAAGAAAAAUAAUUACUCCUCAAGUGCAUUUAGCUAUUCAAAUAUUGUUAAUAAACAGUCUGUGUUAAAUCCUUCUCAUCAAGUUCCGGAUACCUCCACUAACUCUUUCCCCCCGUUAACCUCUCAAUCACAUUACCACCAUACACCUCAUAGGAAGUAUAACAAUCAUUCUUCUCACUCUAAACAAAAACAAUUUCACGUUCCCAACCAAUCUAAUUUUUCCCUACCAAAUGGGCACUUCAUAGAUUAUGCUAGUAAAAAUCGGUCCCAGGAUCCCAAACCUCCUCAAUUUGAUCUAACCUGGGUCAAUGCCUUCUGCAUCAAACUCUCCGAAUCCUUAUCCAACUCCCCUAGCCUCUCUCCCUUAUCUCCCUCUUCCCUUCAAAACUUAAUUGAAUCAUCCCUUAUGUCUUGUCUCUCAAUUCCAAAAAUCUCCGUUAUUUCUUCUAAUGGUCAAUAUUCUACAAUGGAAUGUUCACAAGAUCGAGUCGAUGGCUACGGGGGCGUCGCAAUUGCCGCCCAUACCUCACUUAAUGUAUCUUUAAUAGAAAUUAAACCCCCCUUAAAACAACUUCUCUUGGAAAAUAAUAUCGAUUUAAUUGGUCUAAAAAUAACAAAUAUUGACGGUUUACCUAAUACAUCAUUCUGGUCCUGCUACAGUCCAAAUGAUUCACCUAUCCCCUUUGAAGUAUGGUACUCUCUCUUCCAACUCACAGAUCACAACUCUUUCUUUACAGGUGACUUUAAUGCCCAUCACCCAGCCUGGGGUUCCACUACGUCCACCAGACGGGGUAACUUAAUCUACGAUGCGUUGAACUCUUCUAAUCUUAAUAUACUUAAUAACGGCUCACCUACGCAUGUAGGCAGACCCAACUCAACCAAUUCGUGUAUUGAUUUAUCCUUAUCCACUCCAAAUUUAUUCUGGCUUUCAACCUGGCGCAUUAUAGACGAUCCUAACGGAAGUGAUCAUUUACCUAUUAUCAUAUCUGUCAAUGUUACAAACCCUAACUCCUUACCAAAUAACAGAUCUACCUUACCCAAUUAUCUCUCCCCCAAUCUCAAAUUUAACCUCAAUAAAGCUGACUGGCCCCUUUUUUCUCAACUCAUCAAUUCCUCUAUCCCUCUUCUCAACACUUACACAUGUCCAUUAAAAGAUUAUGAACAGUUCACUCAUAUGAUCUUAGAUAUUUCUAAGAAAACAAUUCCUAUCAAACGUAAUAACCUUAACAAUUUCCCUCCCUCUCCCCCGUGGUGGAACUCCUCCUGUUCCAAAGCAGUUUCCAACCGCAAAUCCUUAUAUAAAACCUUCAUUCGCUCAGGCUCCGUUCAAGAUUAUCUUACUUAUCGCAAUGCCAGCGCUGCAACCACACGUCUCUUAAAAGAAUCUAAAAGACUAGCUUGGAAACAAUUUUGUACGAACCUCAACCCUUCUUCAUCCAUUCAAUCUACCUGGACCACCGCUAAACGCUUUCGCAAUAGUAUUGUUACUCGCUCUCGUCCUCACAAUGACAGUUGGUUCAAUGAUUUCUGUUGUAAAGUAGCACCAUGUUAUGUCCCUUCAUCUUCUGAAGCCUUACAUAAUUCAAUUUUGCCUGCCUCAAAUACACUUACUAAUCACAUAAUCUCCAUGCCUAUAACCUUAAGUGAGCUAAACGCCGCCAUCGCCUCACGUAAAUCAAUCGCCUCCGGCCCUGACAACAUUUCCCCUGUUAUGCUCAAACACCUUCCUACUAAUGCCGUCGAGUACCUCUUGAAUAUACUCAACAAAAUUCUCCUCCUCAAUAAAAUUCCUGACUCCUGGAAAGAGUUUAUAGUCAUACCUAUUCCCAAAGCCAACUCUACCACUGCAUUUAGGCCCAUCGCCCUGUCCUCAGCGUUAUGCAAAACCAUGGAAUUUAUUCUAAAAAACCGCCUAGAUUGGUGGCUCGAACAUAACUCUAUUCUCUCUGACAACCUAUAUGCUUUCAGAAAAGGAAGAGAACAUAAAGUAUUUAGGACUAACACUAGACUCCAAAUUACGCUGGGCUCCGCAUCUUCAACAUCUCAUUAA